Molecule: messenger RNA, 315 nt
Organism: Paraglomus brasilianum
Lineage: Eukaryota; Fungi; Glomeromycota; Glomeromycetes; Paraglomerales; Paraglomeraceae
Source: the annotation of a GenBank genome assembly
AUGUCGGACCCGUACAGAGAUAGAAAGGGAGCCAGUAUUACAGCUACUUAUCAUCCGCGGUGGGACGUAAGGAAGAUCAAGAGGGUUUAUGACAAAUCCACAUUGUGGUGCAGUAAGAAGUGCAGCGACAAUACACCCAAUUGGUUGAGUCUGGUUGGAGAGAGAAGUAAUCAGCCCCGUCUUGUCGGUGGACAGCAGAACUCGGUUAAAGGGCGUGAUUACUCUCCUUGCCUAUUGAAAGUGCCGCCUACAAGUCAAAAGUUCUACGAAAUAACUUGUCAAUUUGAGACGGCAUACAUAGAAGACACUUCCUAG